Messenger RNA from Aureobasidium pullulans EXF-150, 651 nucleotides. RefSeq lists its product as uncharacterized. NCBI's taxonomy places the organism in Eukaryota, Fungi, Ascomycota, Dothideomycetes, Dothideales, Saccotheciaceae. The coding region runs from base 1 to 651 and encodes 216 amino acids. The transcript has 3 exons. The record is from RefSeq and is a predicted model, not a curated record.
AUGGCUAUCAUAAUCAAGGGCUCCAAGAGCAACAAGCACAACAUCAUCGGUGUCUGUCUCAGUGGCCUACAAUCCGUUGUUGAACAGGUACAGAGAUUGGCUCCCUCCGGUCACUUCGCAAAGACUAUCAACAUCAGCGAGUACCCUGAGUAUUCUGGGGAAAUGAUCUUCUUCGCAGAUACUGACGGCAUUGCCCAGAUCAACUCCAAGGAGCUCGAGGUUGUGGACCCCAAGAUGCCCGAGGACAAAAUCGCUUCCGACUUUGAGAUGGUCAAGAGCAGAACACGCUCCUCGACGCAUUCUACACCAAGGGAUACGCGGCUUCGAAGAUCUUUGCCCAAACCCUCGGUGCCACCAAGGCUCCCGUCAUACAGCGCGUUCCGCUCCCUGGACGUGGCCUACCAGUGCGCUCAGUCCGCCAAGAAGAAAUACCUUCUAGGUGUACUCUACGAAUGGGUUUACGUCGAGGGCCGCAAGGUUAUCGUCUUCACAAUGUGGCCUCAGAACACCUUUGACAUCGAGAUUCUGCUAUACACCCUAGGAAUCCCCUUUGUCUCAAUCAAAUCGCUCACCCACCAGACCGCGAAGCAACGCGAGGACGCAGCCACGGAAUUCAACACUGAAGAGGCGUGCAAGGUUCUCGUAAGGUGA